This is a messenger RNA of Parasteatoda tepidariorum (common house spider), 4067 nucleotides long. NCBI's taxonomy places the organism in Eukaryota, Metazoa, Arthropoda, Arachnida, Araneae, Theridiidae. The record is from RefSeq and is a predicted model, not a curated record.
AAAUGUUCAGACAGCAAAGUAUCUAAGAAAGAAAUCUAUACCACAUUUGCCCGUACACUGCCACCUAGUACAAAAGUAUCAAAGUCACUGAUUUCAUUACUUAAGUAUUACAAAUGGAAUCGCAUCAUGCUACUUGUGGCCAACAACACAUCUAACAGGCAAGUUUCAGAAGCUUUGAACAGACUUGCAGAUCACCAUGCUAUACAUAUAGUCGAAACGUGUUUCUUGCCUGCUGAUUACCUUACGAAAGACAACACCACCCUGAAGCAAAUCGUAAGGAAAACAUACAAAAAAACAAGAGUUUAUGUAGUAGUGGCUGACACAUAUGUUCUAGUGGACUUGGUACGAUUCAUGCAAGUGAGUGGUCUCUUAGACCGAGGUGAAUAUAUUGUGAUAUCUUUAGAAGAACAGGAGUUUUACGAUCCAACAAAAGAAUAUCAAUAUAUUCGGAGAGAUUUCGAAGCUUCUUGGAUGGCAGCAGAUCCCAUUCCAUUUAGGUCUGUGUUGCUCUUAAGCCCGGGGUCACCAAUCAAUCCCAAUUAUGCUUUCUUUCAAGAGUUGGUACUCAAUUAUUCCGGUUCUGAUCCUUUCAAGAUUCCUUUCCAUCCAUUCAUUAAAGUAGAAGAGGAAUGGGCAAAAUUUACGUCAGAUGAUACACAGAAACUAGUCCAGUCAAUGCCUAGACAUUUCGAAGCUUCUUGGAUGGCAGCAGAUCCCAUUCCAUUUAGGUCUGUGUUGCUCUUAAGCCCGGGGUCACCAAUCAAUCCCAAUUAUGCUUUCUUUCAAGAGUUGGUACUCAAUUAUUCCGGUUCUGAUCCUUUCAAGAUUCCUUUCCAUCCAUUCAUUAAAGUAGAAGUUCCAAUCUACGCUGGUUUAGCCUAUGACGCUGUGAUGAUUUAUGCAAGCGCUCUCACGCAAGCCCUCUCUAACAAUAUAUCUGCAUGGGAUGGCGACGGAGUAUUUAAGUACAUCAGAUCUAGAAACUAUGAAAGUAUAUUGGGAUUCAGUGUUAUGAUUGAUGAUCAAGGAGAUGCUGAAGGUAAUUACUCUGUCAUGGCAUUGGUGGAAAAUGAAAAUUCCACCCGAUUAAGAAUGCAGCCAGUAGCAAGGUUCAAUCAUGAAGGUUCAAAUGAUUUGCCCUCUCUAAGAUUAGAGAAGGAAAUCAAUUGGAUUUCAGGAUUGCCUCCUAAGAGUGAACCAAUGUGUGGUUUCGAUGGCGAAAAUUGCGAUAAAACUCCAGACUUGAAAAUAUGGAUUAUGUAUGGCGCAUGUGUAUUAUUCCUAAUUGUUCCCGUAUUUCUCAUUGUAAGACACUAUAGAUAUGAAACCAAGUUAGCCUGCUUACUGUGGAAGAUAGACAUGAGAGAUGUUCUUGUUGUUAAAUGCGAUGAAAAUGGAGAGUUGCCCAAACUAAAAAAUAAUUUGUUGGACAUGGAAAAUGAAAGUGAAGUUCUUACGCAAAAAGCAGAUGACAUCAUUUUGUGGGAUCGACAUCAAUACAGAGUUGGUUGUUACAAGCAAAAUGCUGUUUAUAUUUAUCACGUCUAUAAGAAAAACAUAGAUCUUACCAGAACUCUCAGGAAAGAAAUGAUACAGAUUAGGGAAAUGCGCCAUGAAAACAUCAACCCUUUUAUAGGAGCAUGUACAGAGCCUCCUAACAUCUGCAUACUGGCUAAUUAUUGCAUGAGGGGAAGUCUACAAGACGUACUUCAGAAUAAGGAUCUGCGCCUGGAUAUAACAUUUAAAGGUUCUUUAGUGGUGGACCUUAUAAAGGGCAUUAUUUAUAUCCAUGAGAGCGAUAUCAUUUCUCAUGGAAAUCUGAAAUCUUCAAAUUGUGUGAUCGACAGCAGAUGGAUGUUGAAAAUCACUGAUUUUGGGUUACACGAGUUUAAAGGUCAUCAGGAUCCUCCACCAGAAGUCGAAGAGAUAAGAUCAAAAUCUCUUCUUUGGCGUGCUCCUGAGUUGUUGAGAAUGAUCAAUCCUCCAUCCAGAGGCUCCCAGAAAGGAGAUGUUUUCUCAUUUGCCAUCAUUUUAUUCGAAAUAUUUGGCAGAAACGGUCCUUGGGGAAAACCGGAACCAUCCAUCAAGUACAUCAAAGAACGGGUAGCAAAUCCUCAUCUUUAUGGUCCUGAUUUACACCGUCCUCCAGUCCAUGAAUUGGAUUGUCCAAAUUACAUAAAGUGCUGCAUGGAGGAGUGUUGGUCAGAAAAUCCAGAAGAUAGACCAGAUUUUAAACUCAUUAAAGUCAAACUUCAAAACCUUUAUGCUGGAUUAAAUGCCAAUAUUUUUGAUAAUGUGAUCAACAUUAUGGAGAAAUACGCUAGCAAUUUAGAAGCUGUUGUGAAAGAACGUACGAACGAACUAUACGAGGAAAAGAAAAAAACUGAGAAUUUGCUGCUCAGAAUGUUACCAAAACCUGUGGCUGAGCAGCUUUUACGAGGUGAACAAGUAGAAGCUGAAAGCUUCGAUUCUGUGACAAUUUAUUUUAGUGAUAUUGUUGGUUUCACGUCAUUGUCAGCUGUCAGCACACCAUUACAGGUUGUAGAUCUCUUGAAUGAUUUGUAUACCUGUUUUGACUUUAUCAUCGGAAGCUAUGACGUUUAUAAGGUAGAAACAAUAGGAGAUGCUUACAUGGUUGUAAGUGGACUUCCCAUAAGAAACGGAGACCGCCAUGCAGCAGAAAUUGCUUCUCUGGCUCUCAGGCUACGGGAAGCAAUCCAGACAUUUGAAAUACGACAUAGACCAAAAGAGAGGCUAAGUUUAAGGAUUGGCAUUAAUUCAGGACCCUGCGUUGCUGGCGUUGUUGGUCUUAAAAUGCCUCGAUAUUGCCUUUUUGGAGAUACCGUGAACACAGCAUCUAGAAUGGAGUCUACUGGGGAAGCAAUGAAAAUCCAUGUCAGUGAGGCUUGUAAAAAUAUUCUAGACAAAAUUGGAGGCUAUGUUCUUGAAGAAAGAGGACUGGUGACCAUAAAAGGCAAAGGUGAAAUGCGAACCUUUUGGCUCUUGGGUAAAGAGGUAAUGGAUUGCGAAUCUUUAAUACCCACAAAACUACGUCCACCAUCCAGUUGGGACGUCAGGCAUCCCUUACCAGACUUACUAAGCGGUGGUCGUCCAUCAUUAAUCACAUCGCCAAGCAUCAAUGAGAGUUGUCUCACUCUAUUUGAUGACAUCAAGAGAACAGCUGAAAAUGAGGUCAGGAGGACAAAUAAUAGUUAUCGGUCUGCCCCCGCUCUUAGUUUCAGACAGUUCUUCUCACCUGAUGACUGCGUACUGUGAUUACAGAAUUGUGCAAAGAUUUGUGGUUUGGGUGAUAUGCAAGAUAAUAUUCAACCGGUCAAUGAUAUUUCAAUAUAGAAGAAUUAUCUGGUACCAAAUUGUGGUAUAGUCAAUAGCUACAUUCAUCGGUAAUCAUGCCACCAGGAUUCAAUGAGUUCUGUCCUACUUCAUUUGAUGAUGUCACACCACCAAGGUUCAAGAGGACAUCAGAGAACGAAGUCAGAAGAAUAUAUAGUAUUUACUGGUCAGUCCUUAUCUGACAGCUCUUUGUAGUUGGAGUUGGUAUUUUGUAAUCAUUAUAUAAAACGUUGACCAGCUUAAGCGUUGUCUGAGAUAAUAUUCAACUAACUACUGACCAAUAUAAAUGAAAUAUCAUGUGCUGCAAGAACUAUUGUCGAUAGCUAUGUACUUCAUUAAUUUUGCUGCCUUAUUAAUUUAUUGGAUGACAUUAACAAGACAGCAGAAAAAGAAGUUAAGAGGACAAAAAAUAAUCACUGGCUUUUGCAUUUAUUCUCAGAUUCAUGGUUCUUCGUCUGAAGUCUUGUUUGUUAUCAUACUAUUGAAUGGUGUAUUCCUUAAGUAAUGAUUCAACUUACCAAUAUGGGAAAAUAAUUCGGUGCUAUAAGUAUUGUGGUAUAUAACUGUAUUGAACUGUAAUCAUGUCUUUCAGUAUAUAUAAGUUUUAAUUUUAAAAAAUGCGAAUAAUUGUUAUGAGUCAAGAAUAAAUGCGAAAACGGGAUUAACUCAUUAAAUAUUGUAAAGUUUAAAGUGAUAUCUGUGAUGAUACUUAA